Periophthalmus magnuspinnatus is the source of this 2232-nucleotide messenger RNA. RefSeq names its product mitochondrial calcium uniporter regulator 1 (gene mcur1). The record is from RefSeq and is a predicted model, not a curated record. Gene Ontology annotation, biological process: calcium import into the mitochondrion; positive regulation of mitochondrial calcium ion concentration. Lineage: Eukaryota; Metazoa; Chordata; Actinopteri; Gobiiformes; Gobiidae. Bases 98 to 1018 code for a protein of 306 amino acids. Gene Ontology annotation, cellular component: mitochondrial inner membrane; mitochondrion. The transcript has 9 exons.
GCUUUGUAAAACACAAGGGAAAGGUGAGGCAGCAAUGGCAAAGUGCAGUUAACUUUCACUUCACAAGUUUAGCUCAUAUGGGCAUUUUAGUUUGACAAUGUGGGCCAAAAUGACGUCACAACUUAGAUAUUUAAUCACUACGCCUCAGUGUAAGUUGUAUGAUCCAGUUUGUCGUCCACACAGAGUAGAGUUUGUGUCAAAGCUCUCGUCGCGCGCUCUCUCAUCUUUGACACCAUGUGAUCCACACUUUGGACACGUUUUUAAAGCACUUUUUAACGUUUUGAAGACACAAACACGAUCUGACGGAGCUGUGAGGCGUCUGUCUGGACUGACCCGGCGGAAGUCCACCAGAGAGUAUUCUUCAUCAACCACCCAAACAAUACAUUAUAAUUUAAGUCCAGAUGUGCCCAAGAGGGAAGGAAGAAAGCUGUUUUUUGACACUCAUGCAGUGGUUCGACUCCUGGAAAACAACGGUUUCAGGAUCGAGCAGGCUGAAGUCAUAGUCAACGUAUUGGUCCAAAUGACAAGCUCCAAUAUGGAUGUGAUUUAUUCAGACAUGGUGACCAAAGUGCAACAGGAGAUCAUGUUGCAGCGAGUCAUGUCUCAAAUUGCAGCUGUUAAGAAGGACAUGAUCAUCCUGGAAAAGAGCGAGUUUUCAACAUUAUUGGCAGAAAAUGAGAAAUUGAAAAUCCAGUUAUUGCAGCUUAAAAUCCAGUUGGCAGAUAUUAUGAACAAACUCCGCUCUGACAAUCUUUUGGACAUGAAUUUGGAGAAAAGUAGAGUAAAGGAAUUGAAAGCAGAACAUGGGAAGAAGCUCUUGGAAACGCGAACAGAAAUAAUGGAAAUGACGGCUGAACAUGAGCGCCACCUCACUCAAACCAAUAUGAAGAUUGACACUGAAGUUGCCGGGUUAAAAACAAUGUUGGAGUCCCAUAAAUUAGACACUAUCAAAUACCUGGCAGGAUCAAUAUUCACCUGUCUGACUGUGGUUCUGGGUUUCUAUCGUAUUUGGAUGUAAAAUGUGUAUUACUUGAAGCACUGAUCACUUAAAAAUGCACUUCGGGCUAUACAAAUAAUCCGACUAUAUCAAUGCACAAGUUUUAUUGUUUUGUUUUUUUUCAUUGGGGCAGACAGAAGGUUACUUGAAGAGGCAUUAUAUUUCUCUUCUGGUGGAAAUGUAGAUGUUAUUGCUUUGCUUUGAAUGUUCCACAGUAUGGCAUUUAUUCAAUGUUCUUACUGCUAAAAAAUACCCUGGAAAAACAACAUCAUUACUGUGAACAGGGUUGUCUCUCUCUUCUUAGAUCUGACCUGUAAGUUGCCCUGCUUGUCUCCAUGGAGAUAGAUAAGGUUAAUGCCAUGCUGUGGAUGUCCAUGGCAAAAGCAGGUGCAGACCCUCACUCAAAGUUACAUACUGCACCUUUACGCAUUCUUGGUUUUGUAAUUGUUUGUCUUGCUUCUUUUUCUGGUUUAUAAACGUGUUAUGCUUGGUUUGCCAUACACGUUUUAAAAGUGGGCAACCUUUUCGGAUAAUGUAUUUUUUCUUGUUUUGCUAAAUAGCCAAGUGAUAAUUCCUAGUUUUCUUUUCAUUUUCUCACAAUUUUGCAACCUGCGUCUGAAAAUGACUGACUUGAACUGACCCACUUUUGAUCCCAAUAUUACACAUUGUACCUGUAGCCUUGCAUAACCUUACAUUUGAAGACAUGCACUCUUGAAGUUUAGGGAACUGUUUAAAGGACCAAACAGCUAAAAUUCCCAACUUUUGAGCAAAGUUUAGUUGCUAAAAAUGGAGGAACCACUAAAAUUAUUAUUGUCCAGAAAUAAAUAUAAUAUAGUUGACUAAAAGGUAAAUAUGUACAAAAGCCCAUUUGGGAUUGUACAUAAAUAAUAGAAUUUGGACUGCAAGUUCUUUAUUACCUCGGCUUUAUCGCACAAUGAUUGAAGUUUGAACAAUGUAUUUUUGUUUGUUUGUGUUUUGUUUUUUGUUUUUUUUUAAUAAUUGCUCACUAGUCAAUGUUCUGGAUAAUUUCCUUAAAUAAAAGCUCUUAUAAAGAAAAAGAACAUAAUGUAUCUGUUCUAUAAUCAACUAUUUAAUCCAGACAUUGAAAGCUAUUGCACUGUCAUACCACGCGAUGGCGAUAGACUGCCAAGACAGGAAGUGGUUUAUUUUGAAAGGACAUGAUGCAUCUUAAACCGGAAGUCUUUCCAUCAGCUUUUUCUGUAGUUCUAUUUUGU